UCCAGUCAGGCAUCCUCGCCGUCGCUGUUUCAACACGAGGUUCACCGCCUCGCCAUUCCGAAGGGGUUCCGUCGAAACGGCCGGUGAUGAUCGGAAAAAUCAUCUCUCAUCGGCUAUGGAGGGCGUCGCCAUUAAUGGCGAGGAGGAGGCUCUUCUCAGAAGCAAGUUCUUCUCGGUUCUCCUUGUGCGCGCCUCCUGUUCAUCGUUCUUCUGGUUCGACUUGCUCUUCUGGUGUGGAGGCUGACGUUCUCUCAGUGGACUGGGCUCCGCCUUCCCCGAAGUCCGCCACCAUUCCCACCCUCCUCCAGCCUCGUGUUCUCAUCUACGAUGGCGUCUGCCACCUCUGUCAUCGUGGAGUUAAGUGGGUGAUCCAAGCUGACGAAUAUGAAAAGAUCAAGUUCUGCUGUCUGCAGUCGAAGGCUGCUGAACCUUACUUGCGCUUAUGUUGUCUUACACGGGAAGAUGUACUUCAAAGAGUUCUAUUUGUCGAGGGCCCUGAAUCUUACUAUGAAGGAUCCACAGCUGCGCUCAAAGUUGCGUCCUACUUACCACAUCCUUAUGCCGCAUUAAGUGCUCUUCUUAUAAUCCCGGCCUCAAUUAGGGAUGCAGUCUAUGACUACAUUGCCAAACGGCGGUAUGCCUGGUUCGGAAAGGAUGAUAAGUGCCUUGUCAUGCAUGAUAAGGAUCUGCUAGACCGUUUUAUUGACAGGGAAGAACUGUUUGGUGAUUGGGAUGAGAACUAACUCUUUUAAGCUCGCCUGCUUAUAUUCCAUAAGAAUCAGUAAAGAUACAAAGUUCAUUAGGAAUACACAAUGCUGAAUGUUAUUUUUGAAGUAAGUAUUUUCUCAUGGGUUUUUUUUUUCAUGUGGAUAAUACAUGCAUAUAUAGACUUCCUUGGUCACUAAUCAGGAUGGGUUUGCUAAUUCACAAUUAGAGACCAUCUAUUUUGAUUUUGUUAACCUGGGAUCAUAAUCCUAAAUAAUUAUAGAGUUCCUGAAGUUUCUAA
Messenger RNA from Dioscorea cayenensis subsp. rotundata (Guinea yam), 1006 nucleotides. RefSeq lists its product as uncharacterized. Gene Ontology annotation, molecular function: protein-disulfide reductase activity. The coding region runs from base 87 to 743 and encodes 218 amino acids. Lineage: Eukaryota; Viridiplantae; Streptophyta; Magnoliopsida; Dioscoreales; Dioscoreaceae. The transcript has 3 exons. The record is from RefSeq and is a predicted model, not a curated record.